AUGCAGGGAUUAAAGAAGAGUUCUUUAUAUGCCUGGCUCAUGCAUCCAAAAAAUAAAGUUAUGGAUGCCUCUUUAGGCUCCUCUGACAACGCUGACAAGAGAGAUAACUCAGUUGAACUGACAUCAGGAACCUAUGAGGACACCAUCUAUGAAAGUAUUGCCCCGAGUGUAUGGACAACAGCAUCCUCUGAAGUACUCUCCAAUGCAAACACUGCCCUGAGUGAAAUGACAGCAGCAUCAUCUGCAAGAUUCCAAAUGGCAAACACUACCUUGACUGAAUUGACAGCAGGAAAACCUACCACUGAUGGACCUACCACUGAAAUCUGUGACCAGAGCAAGGUGAAAAAAGUAACUUAUGCUGAACCCUUCAAUGAAAGCUCUGACUUGUGUAACUUGAGAGGCACUGAUGAAAGUAUAAUAGAAGAGCUGUCCAAGAUUAGUGAUGUUGAUGAAGACAUUGACUUUCUCAAUCCCCAAUACAGCAAGAUAAAGAGAAUUGUGUACUUAAUUAUAUCAUCCUUCACUUUCAGAAUAUUUGCAAUCCUGCUGAUCUUUGUGGACAUGGCCCUCAUCAUCAAAGACAUAAUUUUCUUUAGUGGCACGAUAUAUAUUUCUUUGGAAUCUCGUUUAAUUUCUCUUGCCAUUGCUUUAUUUUUUUUCAUGGAUAUUUCUCUUCGAGUGUUUAUAGAAGGGAUACAACCAUAUUUUUCUGAUAUAUUUAACUCCUUAGAUGCUGCCAUUAUUAUUGUGACUCUACUGGUUGAUAUCACUUAUCUUUUUUAUGAUUUUACACUUACUAAAAUUUUUCCCAGGUUGAGAAUUAUUUUACAACCUGUAAGACUUGUCAUUCUGAUAAGAGUUUUUCAUCUGGCUCAUCAAAAAAGACAUCUUGAAAUGUUGACCAGAAGGAUGGUUUCAGGGAACAAACGGCGGUACAAGAAGGAUGGAUUUGACUUAGACCUCACUUAUGUUACUGAGCGUAUUAUUGCCAUGUCAUUCCCAUCUUCUGGAAAGCAGUCUUUCUACAGGAAUCCCAUUAAGGAAGUUGUGCGGUUCCUGGAUACCAAGCACCCAAACCACUAUCAAGUCUACAAUCUCUGCAGUGAAAGAGCUUAUGAUCCUAAGUACUUCCAUCAUAGGGUCCAUCGAUACUUGAUUGAUGAUCACAAUGUCCCCUCUCUGAGUGAGAUGGUGGCGUUCUCCAUGGAAGUGAAAGAGUGGAUGGCUCAAGACAAGGACAAUAUCAUAGUGGUUCACUGUAAGGGAGGCAAAGGAAGAACUGGAACUAUGGUCUGCGCCUACCUUCUUGCCAGUGAGAUAUUUGCCACCGCGGAGGACAGCCUGUAUUAUUUUGGAGAACGGCGAACAGAUAAAUCCACAAGCAGUAAAUUUCAGGGAAUAGAGACUCCUUCUCAGAAUAGAUUCGUUGAAUAUUUUGCAAUGGUGAAAAAUAUCUACAAUUUGACUCUUCCUCCAAUGAAAAAACUCACCAUCAAAAAAAUCGUGAUUUAUUCGAUUCAUGGUGUUGGAAAAGGCAAUGGACAUGAUCUAAAAGUACAAAUAAUAAUGCAACGAAAGACUGUCUUUUUCUGUUCUGCUUCCAAAAACUGUAGGAUAUUUCAUGAUGCUGAAACAGACAGAGUAAUAAUCUUGCUCUCUAACUGCCCACCUCUGUAUGAUGAGGUAAAAGUGAAAUUUUUCUCUUCUUCGGCUCUUCCUAAAUACUACGACAACUGUGCAUUCUUCUUCUGGUUCCAUAUGUCUUUUAUACAAAAUAACAGGCUUUAUCUAUCAAGAAGUGAAUUGGAUAAUCCCCAUAAAAUAAAAGCAUGGAAAACUUACAGUCCAGAGUUUGCAGUCGAGGUAUAUUUUGAUGACAUUUAA
Rangifer tarandus platyrhynchus (Svalbard reindeer) is the source of this 1884-nucleotide messenger RNA. Lineage: Eukaryota; Metazoa; Chordata; Mammalia; Artiodactyla; Cervidae. The record is from the annotation of a GenBank genome assembly.